Aspergillus steynii IBT 23096 is the source of this 2206-nucleotide messenger RNA. RefSeq names its product EXO70 family protein. Gene Ontology annotation, biological process: exocytosis. The record is from RefSeq and is a predicted model, not a curated record. Gene Ontology annotation, cellular component: exocyst. Gene Ontology annotation, molecular function: phosphatidylinositol-4,5-bisphosphate binding. Lineage: Eukaryota; Fungi; Ascomycota; Eurotiomycetes; Eurotiales; Aspergillaceae. The transcript has 3 exons. Bases 218 to 2110 code for a protein of 630 amino acids.
ACUGUGCUCGCUUUAUGAGGCCGGGCGCCUCAUCGGCCAAGAUUGACACUACUUUCUUACAUGUGGACUGUUUCGUGAUUGAUUAUCUCGUGUUCUCUAAUGCGCAAGGCAGGACCGUUUUCUUCCGUUUCUUAUACACCGUGCGCCCAGAUUAUAUCUAGUCCUCUGAUUGUUUGAUGUUGGUUGUGGGACCCUGCCGAUCGAGUGCAUCCUGACCAUGGUCGCUCCAAGGAAUACCGCGUAUGCGGAGGAGAGCGCCGAGGUGGAAGUGCUGUAUGCCAACCUCGAGAAGCUCAAGGUCCUGACCAAGAAAAUCCAAGGCUCCAUGGUGCGCCUUGAGACCGGCGGCAACGUUGUGAAGCAUGCCAUCGGCCCCAUUUACAGCAAUACGCAAUCUCUUCAGAUCACCAACAACAAUAUAGAUAAGGUCAACGAAGCCAUCGAUCGUCUUCGCCAACCGCUCGAUGCGAAAAACCGGGAAGAAGACAUUAUUCGCGCUGGACCCCAGAGUGUCGAACUGUCGCAGUACCUCUCGGCUAUGAAUCGCGUGGGAAAGGCCCUAACGGAUCUCAACUCUACAAACCUGCGGUCGAACCAGAAGGCUAUCGCCGAUUUCUCCUCGUUGUUAAAUACCGGCACCACCAAGCUCCAGGACUUGUUCCGCGGCAAGUUGAGCCAGUAUGUCAGUGCUAUCGAGCCGUUACAUUAUUUGACAAAAGAUCUUCCAUUCCCAACGCUUCCUGAAGAGAUAAUCGCGGAGUUGGGUCCUAUAUGCAAUGCGAUCGGCGCUGCGGCAGCUCAUGGCCCUCAACGUAGCGAUGGAGGAAACCCUGCCCUCAAAAUAUAUGCCGAGAUCCGUGCGACCUACGUCACUUCCAGCCUGCAGAACCUUGCCAUCGCAUCUCUGAAUACUGUCAAGCGCAGAGCCACGGACGGCCCUUACAAACAAGGCACAAAUGGAAUCGGUAUUUAUUCCAAUGCUUUGGAAGGCUUUAUAUACGCCGAACACGACAUAAUCUCGCAGAUUUUCACCGGCGCUCAGCGGGGACUGGCUCUCCAGGCUACAUGUCGGCCUGCGUUGGCCGAAUACUCGAAAACCCUUCGUGAACUCAACCACUACAUCCGGGCGAACCUGAUGACCGAUUGUUUUCUCGCAUUUGAGAUCAUUGAGAUCGUGACGGCCAUAUCAUACCGGGUCGAGUCUAAGACGGGGGAACUCAAGAGUCUGUUUAUAGAAGCUCUGAGGCCCGUACGUGAAACGGCCAAAUCGUCUCUUGCUGAAUUACUAGAGGAGACCAAACGCAAGGCCAACAAUAUCGCGGUUCUUCCGCCGGACGGCGGCUCCGUGCCUCUUGUUAAUGAAGUCAUGAGCGCGCUCACUACCUUGACUGGAUACUCGGGGCCCCUCGCUUCGAUUCUAACCUCCCUAGGCGAUGGUAACUGGCGUUCGACGUCCAAUUCGUCCGGUGCGCCCUUGGACGUUAGCCCGGAUAGUUCCACGCUGCUCACGCACUUCAUCCUUGAUAUGGUCGAGGCCCUUAUGAUCGCACUGGAGUCUCGAGGCCGGGCAUUCCAUCGGACGAAGGCUGUUCAGGGUGUCUUCCUGUCGAACGUCUUCUACAAUGUCGACCGGAGCAUCCGUCACAGUUCCGACCUGGCUCGAUUACUCGGCUCUCCGGACAGCAUUGCGCGGGUAGACACGUUCCGGAAACGCGCCAUCUCGACCUAUCUGGACGCAUGGAAGGAGACUUCGCAUUUCCUCCUUGAUGUGCAAUAUACGUCUCGGGGCGCAAGCGGCUCAGCUCGGCCGGCCUCUGGGGGAGCGGUGGACUCCAUUGCCAUCGUCAAAUCUCUCUCAUCUAAGGACAAGGAUGCAAUCAAAGACAAAUUCAAGGCGUUCAAUGCAAGCUUUGACGAGAUGUUGGCCCGCCACAAGGGCCUGUAUAUGGAGCGUGAAGUGCGUGCCGUGCUUGCCCGCGAAAUCCAGGCCGUGCUUGAGCCUCUAUAUGCCCGCUUCUACGACCGGUACCAUGAGAUAGACAAAGGACGGGGCAAAUACGUCAAGUAUGACAAGGGCAGCCUCUCGGCGCAGCUGGCGGCCCUGUCGUGAGAGCCAUGGACAUAGAGUCGGGGGAUACGGAGGGACGUGGAUGCAUCGGAUGGAACUCCAUAGGUUUAAUAUGAUAAUAUAGUAAUGUCCGUUUCC